Messenger RNA from Hippoglossus stenolepis (Pacific halibut), 2456 nucleotides. It is a transcript of the gene ggps1, whose product is annotated as geranylgeranyl diphosphate synthase 1. The transcript has 5 exons. NCBI's taxonomy places the organism in Eukaryota, Metazoa, Chordata, Actinopteri, Pleuronectiformes, Pleuronectidae. The coding region runs from base 707 to 1654 and encodes 315 amino acids. Gene Ontology annotation, biological process: isoprenoid biosynthetic process. The record is from RefSeq and is a predicted model, not a curated record. Gene Ontology annotation, molecular function: prenyltransferase activity.
UGUCACAAUACAGAGAGAAAAACCGAUGAAAAACUACAACCCCCGGCUUUUAAACACUAGAUGUGUUCGAUUUGGUGCACAGACUGUCCCGACAACGCAGACACGCGUUGUUUUUCCCUAUUGCCGAACAGGCGGGGACAGUUACAGGGUGUUGUGGAUAAGUAACUGCAACACAGUGUCCGCGGCACCCAUGUUACAUUCCCCACCCACCCUGCGCCUGCUCUGUGAGCAAACCGAAGCGUAUACACGCACCAUCUAAGCUAGCUUGAGUUGAGAGGUGUCUGUGCACUGAGCGGCUGUAGCUUAGCGCAGCAUCCGGUUAGUUAGCCUGUGACACGCAUAUCAUAAGGAAACUAUGAAAGUGUGCAUGUGGCAGUAAUAUCGAGUGCCUCGGUCGACCAGCGAUAUAGUGGAGAGUUUUUAUUUUGUAAAGGAAAGAAAAAAAUGCUUUAACGGUGGUUUACCGGCGCGUAUGUUUUAGCCUGCUAGUGCUAGCUGAGUAGCAGGGUGGCUAACAGGAGCACAGGACCCGGCUUGUCAGCAGACAGACCUCAUCUAAGUUUUAAUGUUAAGGGAUUGUCAACAUGAUGGGGAAACUAUAGGACAAUAAGCAGCAACAAACUAAAGACUACCUAUUUUGAAAAUAUUCAACAUAAAAAGUAUCAACACUUCAGAAUGUAAUGUAGAUAUUCGUACAUUUAAAGCAAUGGAUUGUGACCCGGGAGCAACCUCUGAGCGAAUUCUGCUGGAGCCAUACAAGUACUUGUUGCAACUGCCAGGAAAGCAAGUGAGGACAAAACUCGCCCAAGCAUUCAACCACUGGCUCAAUGUUCCAGACGACAAACUGCAGGUGAUCAUCGAGGUGACGGAGAUGCUGCACAACGCCAGCCUGCUCAUAGAUGACAUAGAGGACAGCUCCAAGCUGCGGCGCGGCUUCCCCGUGGCCCACAGCAUCUACGGUAUUCCCUCCGUCAUCAACUCAGCCAACUACGUCUACUUCCUGGGAUUGGAGAAGGUGCUAACCCUGGAGCAUCCCGAGGCCGUCCAAAUGUUUACCCGGCAACUACUAGAGCUGCACCGCGGCCAGGGCCUGGACAUCCACUGGAGGGACACCUACACUUGUCCCACCGAGCAGGAGUACCGCAAAAUGGUGCUGCAGAAAACUGGGGGGCUCUUUGGUUUGGCUGUGGGCCUGAUGCAGCUCUUCUCAGAUUGGAAACAAGACCUGAAACCGCUCCUGAACACGCUUGGUCUCUUCUUCCAGAUCCGCGAUGACUACGCCAACCUGAGCUCCCGCGAGUACAGCGAGAACAAAAGCUUCUGCGAGGACCUCACCGAGGGCAAGUUCUCUUUCCCCACCAUUCAUGCCAUAUGGUCGCGUCCAGAGAGCACCCAGGUGCAGAACAUCCUGAGGCAGCGCACAGAGAACAUGGACAUCAAAAGGUACUGUGUGGACUACAUGGAGAAGAUCGGCUCGUUUGCCUACACCCGUCAGACUCUGCGGGACCUGGAGGUGGAGACGUACCGUCUCAUCGAGCAGUGUGGGGGGAACCCUCAACUGGAGAGCCUGGUCACACACCUCAGCAAAAUGCAUCACAAGGCUGAAGCAACGGCAGAGUCCAGUCCUGAGCCGCACUCCAGCCAAAACCACUGACCUCAUCCAGCUGUCACUGCUGCAUUACCCACAUACUGACCCUGCACACUCCACUAACACACGAGCUUCACUGACACAACUGAUGCAGACAUACACAUUCCUAAGAAAGCACAACACACAUAUUAAUGAUACAAUUUGACGAGUCACAAUCAUAAAAGUUGAACACAUGAAUUCUAGUAGACUGCUUGACUGCAUUCAGAAGCAGCCCCAAAUGUUGCCUUUAUCUUCUGUGCUAGACAGCAUCCUCCAAGUGUUGCUUAACAGAGUACUCAUCACCAAUUUUUAUAUUCAUGUGUAUCUGCGCCGUCAAUGCAAUCAAAAUACAAAAGAACUUCCUACAGACUUAAGCUUGCUUCUCAUGAAAAUGAAAAAUGCUUGAGAGCCUUGAUAUGAGCUUCUGAUGAGACAGUGCAUAUAUAUGUAUUUUGUGUUUUGCCACCAAAUUAAAAGUGUGAAGUGUAUGUAGCGCAGAGUGAAUGCUGGGUGUGUUAUUUAAGAUAAGAUUGGAUGGAUGGAUGUGUCGAGCGUAUGAUGUGUGAUUUACGGUUAAUCGUGAAGCCGCCAGAGUGCCAAUCCUGUGGAAAAGACCUGCAAGUCGAUCGUCUACUUGUGAUGUAACAUGUUGGUAUUAUAUUCAAAGUAGCACUCAAGUUGUUUUGGCUCAGCUGUUUAUGAAUACUGUGUUGAUGCUUUGGUCUAUUGUUCAGAUUCAGCGCAGCUCUUCACAUCUCCAAUGUUUGGAAUGGGGACUUUGUGCUGUUGUUCUUUGCAUCUCUUGAAUAAAACCAACAUUUAAGAAUAA